UCUCCGUCCCGGUGUGUAAGCGACCGCUCUUGUAAACAAACUCGGUCGAAACUUCGGAACUAGACUCCAUAAGAUGAGCAGCAUUUGUUUAAAUGAAAUAUUUGCCUGUUUUCUCCUGUCUGUGUUAUACGUAGGAAGCUUAUAUAUUUGGAAUGCCACUCAGGGAAGAGACCAUCCAACCACAAUCAAAAAGCGCUGCAUCAGUGUCUUUUUUAUGACCAUUGUGUCUCCUUUUUUCAUAAUAUGGUUUGGAAACAAAAAUAUAGAAGAAAAGGCAAGCCUGUGGUCACAGAUGGGUUUACGGUGGGAAGGUCUCAUACCUGCCUUAAUUCUGCCAAUGAUUCUUACCUUUGUACUGUUCUUGGGCCCAAUAGUUCAGGCCCAUUUUGCUGUGCCAGUCACUGCUAGCCUCCGUAUGUACUUUGACCCAUUGUACUGGUACAACACUGUACAGAAUCCAAUAUGGUGGCGCAAUCAAGUGGUGGCUCCAUUUUCUGAAGAGUUCACCUUCCGUGCCUGCAUGUUGCCGAUACUACUGCAGUGCGUGUCUCCAGGGAGAGCCAUUUUUAUAGCUCCACUCUUCUUUGGUGUUGCACAUCUUCAUCAUGCUGUUGAUCGCCUGCGUGUGGGAAUUGAUCUUCCAUCUGUCAUUUUAUUGUCAUGUUUCCAGUUCCUGUAUACUUCAGUAUUUGGCUUUUAUUCUGCAUUUUUAUUCAUUAGAACUGGUCAUUUCCUGCCCCUAUUUGCAGUCCAUGCCUUUUGCAACCAUAUGGGGCUGCCAGAAAUGAAGGAGAUGCUCAGUAAACCUACCCCUGUAAGAAACAAGCUAAUGGCUUUCCAUGUACUGGGUCUGGUUGCCUGGUAUUUCCUGCUCUAUCCCCUGACUGAACCUUCACUCUACAGUAACUCUCUCUAUGUCUUAUGAAGUUAAAAGAUGCAGAGUAAGUUAACAUUAAGAGCACUUUAGGUCUAAUGCUCAACUAGUUAGAAUGUUGUGAGAUCCUUUAGACCAUAAUGAUAGUUGUUGCUGCUAAUUUUUGGGGUUGUCAAACAUGAGCAUAAUUUCUCACUAAUCAAGAAUAGUUUAAUAUCUGUGUUGUGCUACUAAUGUUAGGACUGUAAGACAUAAUGAUCUGAAACACAGAUUGGUUAAAUAGUGCAAUUUUGAUGAUAGGAGAUGACGGAAGAUACAUCAAGUCUUUACUCUUACAUGAAAAGAUCUGAAAAAAGAAACUUUUUUCUCUUUAACAAGAUAGAUUAUGCACACUUAAUGAUCAUUUAGAAGCAAUUGUUCACACAUUUUGGGUGAAAUGAUUGUUGUUUAUUUAUGCUUACAGGCGUAAACAUGUAUAUUGUUUUGAUGUGAGUGUGCAUGGGUGUUUGUGUAUGUAUGUAUUAUGUUCUUUUGUAUUUCUGUCAUAUAUUUUACAUUAUAUUUGAUGCCCUUGUUUCACUGUUGAUUAUGAAUAGUGGCUUUCUGUAAAUGAGAUAUAAAUUAAAGAUUCAGAGCAAGCACUUGGAUGGGUCCUUGGAUCUUGAAACAUUGUGAUGACAUGCAUGAAUUUUCUCUCUGUUAAAAACUGGGUCUCAUACAUUGGUGAAUUUCAACUUUAUUUUUUGUAUCAUAUAGUAUUUUGUAUUGAGUAUCAGUAUUAAUGAAUAUUCACUUAUUAAUUUGCAAAAAUAUUAUACAACUUCUUAAACACUUGUUUGUGAGAUGCAUAUUCAUAAAUCACCUUCAGUUUUCCAGUACUCAUGCACACAUACAUGUGCAAAUGCAUUAGCUUAAUUUGCACACAGUCAUCAUGUGCACAUUAUUUUUUUCAGUAUAAAUGACCCUUUUUUAAAUAACAGUGUCAGUUUUGAUGAAUAAACAGAAUGUUUCUUCUAAAGGACUCAAAUUAGAAAGAGUUGAAAUUUUGAAAUGGAUACAUUAUGUUUCAGAAUUGUUUUAUUUAUUGUGAAUUAAUUACUUCCUAUGCAAAGUAAUGAAUUCAACUCUUUUCAGGUUAUGGCACAUAUAAGCUAGAUUUGUUUGCUAAAUUUCAAAUUGUUUUUUUUACAAUUUGUCUGCCUUUAUUUCUUCAUCUGGAAUUAGGAUAAUUUCACAAUCAAAAGUGUGAAGUGGAAUACCAGGUUAUGCAUAAAACUAAGAUUCAAGUUUUAUAUAUUACUGAAAAAAUUAAAGUGCAGAAUUGAUAAACUUUAGGAUGCUUACAGUGGAGAAAAUUUGCAAUUGUUAAUCAAGGAUUCUGUAUUAGUUUAUAGGUUUUAAUCUGUUGAACAUCUGUUUAAGAGUCAUGAUAAUGAUGAGUCAUUGACUUAGAAUACCAUACAUUUUGGUACUGUUAUGGCUGGAAUAAGUUCAAAAGCAUGAUUUUUGAUAUGAGGAUAACUACAGGGAAUUCUUGGAAAUGUUCCAGGAGAACAAAAAAUUCAGGAUGACAGUAGUACUUAAGAGUUCAGGGUAAUGCUGUAUAUUUCUUGAGGCAGAGUAGGUUGAAAUAUUGUAGUUAGAUGGUUAAGAAAAGGAAUGACAAAAGUGACAGUUGAAAUUGUUGUUUGACAAAGAAAGAUAAGGUUCAUGUUUUUGCUCCCAGUGUACUUUUGUGCCAAAGCCACAGAUUUGAUUGUUUUCGUGGGGAUAAUUUUGAAAAGUAAAAAGCUGUAUUAAUGAAUAGUAAAAUGACAGUAAGUAAUAGUGACAUGACCAUUCCUAACCAACAAACAGAGAGGAAACCUUCUCUUGUAAUAUGAUUACUUUGAAAGAUUUUCAGUAAUUUGACUAUAAGAUGUGAAAAUGGCUCUUUUUAUUGGAAAUUAUUCGUAAUGAAGAUCAUCGAAAUGCAAAUUGAUUUUUACUUAAUAUGAUUUUAUACUAAAUAUAAAAUACAUGUUGGUAUUGCCUGUGUACUUCCAAAAAAUAUAUUACAAUAAAUUUUAAGUAGUGCAAUAGCAUUUAGCUAUAAAACACAUUUCUGCCUCUACUACAUCUCAGUAACACUUUAUUUGCAGAAUGCAUCUCUUCCUCUCAACUCCUUGACAGUGAAUUGUCAUGGUCUUGGAUUUUCUCUUUGUUUUAAUGUUGUGAGAUGUAAUUCAUAUGAGAUAAAAAUGUGGACUGAAGUAUUUAAGAUAUAGCCUUAUAUAUUUUCUAAAGGCAAAUCUGAUUUUAAAAAGUACAAAAUACUGGCAAAUGGGAUCAUAUUGAUAUUUCAGUAAACUAAGGACGAAAAUGUAAUCUUGAAGCACAAGUAAUUAAAAAUCAAAAUUGUGUCAUUAUCAUAGAAACGAUUAUUUUUAGAAAGAUGAAAAUCCCUGUUGCUCAUUUUCUGUUGGUACAGUCUAUAUGCAUUUCAGAUUUUCAUGUAAAAAGUCUGGCUGUAUGUUAUCUAACUUGCUUGUACCACUUCUUUUUUGCAUGCACACAUUUAACUUGUACCUAACCUCUGCUUUAUAUUUUUCUGUAUUUGCAUUACUGCCAUAUCUUUUACUUGUUUCUAAGAAAACAGUUAUGCAAUAGAGGUAUCCUGUAUAAUACCACAUAGUUAUUUCAAGCUCUUUAGAGCCAGAAUUAAGUAAGAAUUGGUAGUAGAAUUUAUUACUAAAACAGAUGCCAACAUAAUAUGAAGAUGGUGAGAUAAUUUCUAGAAGUGCAGUAUUUUCACUUGUCAUGUUGGUUUGUUUUUAUCAUUUUUAGCAUAGUAAUUUUGCAUACAUCUAUGCUUACUGGAAUAUUUUGACCAUUAUUUUCAUUUUACUGAGCACCUCAUUGCAUUUAUUUUACUGCAAUAUCUCUCAGGAGAUUAGUGCAGUGAUCAGUGAGGGAGGACUAUUUAUUAUGGAAAGUGAGUGUCAGUUUUUUUGUGGAAGAUUGACAAGAGACUGUAAUAGAUGCUUUUCCUUGUGUUUCAAAGGACUGAACAUGUUCUAAACCUAAGUAGAGAACUGUAGAUAAGUGUGCCUUUUUUAUUACUAGUAUGUGUAAUACAGUGAUUUUUUGUGCAUUUAAAGAGCAAACCUUUGUGGGAAUCAUCUGGAAAAUCUAGAAAUUCAUAUAGCAGCCAGUUCAUUUAUAAUAUGAGCUGAUCAGCAGUGUGCCAGAAGUUGCACAUACUUUCAAAAACUCAUGAAGUAGUUGCUUUGAAAGCAUUGUGCCUUCUUUCCCCUGAUGGUGGUCUUACUUCCCAGUAUUAAAAUGAAGUCAUAUAUUAUCAGUCAGUUUUCAUGUCUUUCUGUUAUGACCUUGCACUGGAUACUUUGAUAUUUCAUACUGUUCUGUGUGUAAAUUGGCCUGGAGACCACAGGCACAUUUCGCAUCUGUCCCUUGUAUAGGAAUGGCAACAUUUAUAGCAGGUGGGAAAAGUAUGCAACUUGAAUUUAUUAACACACUUAGAUGUUAACCAAAGUUUAUCAUUUUUCUGAGAAGUCAUUUUCAUUUUUGUAAUGGAAAUGAUGAGUGACUACCUCUCUAUUUAAGUGAAUGUUUACAGCUACCAGUAAAUUAUCAACACAUAAUUGAGAUUGUUGAGUGGAAGAGACUAGAAAAGAUACAUUGUUCAGGUAUGCAUUUCUUAUUGUAAAUUAUGUGAUUUUUCUCAAGAGAAGCAGAAAUUUCUUGGAUCAGUUAAAUUCUAUUAACCCCAUCUUUACCAAGCUAUACCCCCUCCCCCCUAAGUCAAUCCCCCCACACUAAGAUAUAUAUAGUAUAGGAUGUUUAGGAAUUUUUCAGUUCAGUAAUGAUAUUCUAGACUGUCAUUAUAACAACAUUUGCACAUGGUGCUAACAUCAUUAUGAGGAUCUUUACCAAACAGAGUCACUCUUGAAUUAUCUAAAGGUGAUAGAAAAAAUAAUUAGUAAAGCUGGAGAAGCUAGUAACAAGGUUUUGAUUGUUUUGACUGGUUUACAUUUAGCAGUUGGAUUCCUAUGAAGGCAAACUGUCAUUUGAGUUGAGUGUGGUUGUAGAGAAAUCUGUAAAAUCAGUGCUGGAGCUCAUGAAGCUAAAGCAGAAUAUACAGUCUACUAUUAGAUAAAACAGCCAAAGUACUAAUUGUCGUAUAGUCAAGCUUUUAAUCUGCAUAUGAAGACCAGAUGGCUGCAUUAUAAAGGCCAUAACAAGGGCAAAGAAGUAAUGAAAGCAGUCAUAAUGAUCCUAGGUAUACAGGUACCUACAAAUUUUUUUCAGUCCCUUUGUGGUGUUUGACCUCAAAGUAGACAUGUACCUACUAAUGAUUAUCAGUAAAGAAGGGGUGAAAAGGUAAAUAAUCAUGGGAAUGUUGGUAAAUUAUUUGAUGGAUGUUUCCAAAGAAGUAAUGUAUUGUACAAAUUACUUUCACUUAUUUAAUGCAUUCUAUGUAGAAGCUUCCAGGGUAAUAUAAAUCUAGUAUGUAAGCAAAUAGGGACAAACAAAGGCAAUGUAACAUUGAUAUAUGCAAAUAGAUAUUUAGGAGUUUGUGCAUUAACACUUGCAUACUGUUAACAUGCUGAUGGCAAAAUGUUGUAUAUAUUAAAUUGAAUAUUUGAUAGAGAAGGGGAAAAUCAAAACUAAAUGAAUUUUUUUUAUAUAUAGCAUUCUAAAAAAAUGCAAAAAUGUUGCAUACAUACCAUUAAUGUGCAAUGAGUGAUAGUGCCAUUAUAAUUUAUAAUAAAUGAUAUACACUGUGAUCUAGAAGACACUAAAAGAAUUGAUUUUUAUUGUUGACCCCUGGGUAUAUGAUCUUGAGAAUAUUAGAAUUCGUAGACAGGCAAUAUAGGCAUUGAUUUUGUAAAAGAAAUAGAGUUAUAGUAAUAGCUUAUACACAAAUUCAUAAGUUGAGAAAAUAAAUCAAUAAAAGAAGAGAAAA
Messenger RNA from Penaeus vannamei (Pacific white shrimp), 5843 nucleotides. RefSeq names its product Ras converting CAAX endopeptidase Sras (gene Sras). Gene Ontology annotation, biological process: CAAX-box protein processing. Gene Ontology annotation, molecular function: metalloendopeptidase activity. Gene Ontology annotation, cellular component: endoplasmic reticulum membrane. NCBI's taxonomy places the organism in Eukaryota, Metazoa, Arthropoda, Malacostraca, Decapoda, Penaeidae. The record is from RefSeq and is a predicted model, not a curated record.